CAUUAGUUUUAAGUUGUGAGUUCUCUCUGGGUACCAGUAAAUGUGGACAUGCAAGUUGGGAGAUAAGAAGAUUGCAGCCAAAAGAAGGACCAUGGAAGGUGGAGUCCAGGCUGAGGAGCCUCUCUGGAUGUAGGAAGCAUAAUUGGGCAGCCAUGGAGUGGGACAAUGGGACAGGCCAGGCCCUGGACUCACCGCCCACCACCUGCGUCUACCAAGAGAACUUUAAGAGACUGCUCCUGCCACCUGUGUACUCAGUGGUGCUGGUGGCCGGCCUGCCACUGAACGCCUGUGUCAUUGCCCAGAUUUGCACAUCUCGCCGGCCCCUGACACGCACAGCCGUGUACACCCUGAACUUGGCUCUGGCCGACCUGCUCUAUGCCUGCUCCCUGCCUCUGCUCAUCUACAACUAUGCCCAAGGUGACCACUGGCCCUUUGGCGACCUCACCUGCCGCCUGGUCCGCUUCCUUUUUUAUGCCAACCUACAUGGCAGCAUCCUCUUCCUCACCUGCAUCAGUUUCCAGCGCUAUCUAGGCAUCUGUCACCCACUGGCCCCCUGGCACAAGCGUGGGGGCCGCCGUACUGCCUGGGUGGUGUGUGGGGCUGUGUGGCUGGCUGUAACGACACAAUGUUUACCCACAGCCCUCUUUGCUGCCACAGGUAUCCAGCGUAACCGCACCGUCUGCUACGACCUGAGCCCACCUGCUCUGGCCACCCACUAUAUGCCCUAUGGCAUGGCCCUCACGGUCAUUGGCUUUCUGCUGCCCUUUGCCGCCCUGCUGGCCUGCUACUGCCGCCUGGCCUAUCGUCUGUGCCGCCAGGACGGCCCAGCGGGGCCAGUGGCCCGGGAACGGCGCAGCAAGGCAGCCCGCAUGGCUGUGGUGGUGGCAGCAGCCUUUGCCAUCAGCUUCCUGCCCUUCCAUGUCACCAAGACAGCCUAUCUGGCGGUGCGCUCUACACCCGGUGUCCCCUGCCCUGUGCUGGAGGCCUUUGCAGCUGCCUAUAAAGUCACACGGCCCUUUGCCAGUGCCAACAGCGUGCUGGAUCCCAUUCUCUUCUACUUUACUCAGAAGAAGUUCCGCCGGCGGCCACACGAGCUGCUGCAGAAACUCACAGCCAAGUGGCACCGACAGGGCCACUGAGUCCACUGGGGAAAGACAUCUGGGGCCAGGGCACCAGAAGCCCCACCAACCCUGAACCAUGCAGAGAAUUAGAGCUUAGCUCACCUGGGCAUGGAGUGAGGUCCCCCCAUAGACCCCAUAAUCUCACCAAUAACUAUUUAUUGAACUCUUUCUCUGGACCAGGCCGUGUGUGCACAGAGACAAGCUUGGACCUUGCUCUCUAGAAGGUCCCAGUCAGCCCUGGAGGGGCAGGGAAGCCAUGUUAAGCUGCUCACAAAAAUGUAGAGUGACAUGCACUGUAAUUGAGAAAUAUGCUGUGUGUUUUGGAGUUACCA
This is a messenger RNA of Hyaena hyaena (striped hyena), 1453 nucleotides long. RefSeq names its product pyrimidinergic receptor P2Y6 (gene P2RY6). Gene Ontology annotation, molecular function: G protein-coupled UDP receptor activity; G protein-coupled ADP receptor activity; G protein-coupled UTP receptor activity. Gene Ontology annotation, biological process: cellular response to pyrimidine ribonucleotide; G protein-coupled receptor signaling pathway. Lineage: Eukaryota; Metazoa; Chordata; Mammalia; Carnivora; Hyaenidae. The transcript is spliced from 3 exons. Gene Ontology annotation, cellular component: plasma membrane. Bases 153 to 1139 code for a protein of 328 amino acids. The record is from RefSeq and is a predicted model, not a curated record.